Molecule: messenger RNA, 2860 nt
Organism: Cinara cedri
Lineage: Eukaryota; Metazoa; Arthropoda; Insecta; Hemiptera; Aphididae
Source: the annotation of a GenBank genome assembly
AUGAUUUUUCUCGCUUUGCCAUUUAAUUUACUCAAGUGUAUCGGUAUAUUUUCUUUGCAUAGCGAAUCGUCAAAAUGGAUAUUGUUUGUCUACGAUUUGUACCGUGGAUUCAUUUUCGUUUUAACAUUUACGGUCACGGUCUUGAUGACUGUACAACUGUGCCUGGUCACAGAUCUCACCAUGUUGGCUCGGACUAUAGACGUGUGGACCUUGUUCAUGUCGGGCAUAUUCAAAUGGGUUUUUAUGAUGGUUUUCAAUGAGGAAUUCGCGAAACUCAAUUCGACGUUGACUCAAAUACACGCUCAAGGGCGGGUGGCGUACGGUGAAUACGCGGCCGAUGAAUUUGAAGUGGAAUUUAUGAAGCCAACGAGAAAAAUCACCUGGUGGUACAUGUUUACUGGUUUAAUCGUGACGACAAUUAUAUGCUUAUCUCCGAUACUGAGUUAUCCAAAGGGGUAGAAUGAAUACCAUUACUUUUUAGUUUCGUAAUUAUAAUAUUUAUGAAAUAUAAUUUUUUUUUUUCCCCCCGUUAGCGAUCGAUCGGAUUUUGAAUAUUAUAAUGAUCCAAAGAGUUACCCUUUAUGUUGUUGGAUACCGUUCAUGUUACACGAGAAAUGGAUGUUCUCGGUAAUUUUCUUCAGCCAUGCCCUCGCGUUUGCAUUUGUUGUAUUCAUGUACUUGAACAUCGAUUCGUUUUUUUUUGGUGCUAUUUACGCUGUUGGCGGUCAAAUCGAAUUAUUAAAAUUGUCUUUAGACAGUAUUGAAAACUUUCUGACAAAAAGUGAGUGCGAACAGUAGUUGAGUUUUUUUAAAUAGAAUAAUUACUCGUAGUCCAAAAUCAAUAAUAAUUUGUGGAAGAAUAGUAUUUUAAUGACAAUUUUUGAGUACCUAGGUAUUUGAAUUAUGAAAAAUAUUACCUUUCAUAUUAUCUUUGUCGUUAUUUUUUGUUUACCUAGUAUACAUGGGUAAGUAUAGUAUAGUUAAAAAUGAAAUACUAUCCAUUUAUGCACAUGUUUUAGUUGAAAAUUUAUCGUGUACGGAUCAGAUCACGCGUUAUACACAAAAACAAGAUGCAUGUUACUCCAAACUCCGAGAAUGUGAUAAACAUCAUAUCCUGAUUCUUAGGUAUACAUUUUAUUAUCUGUUUGUACGCCUAGUUAUUAGCAUGUUGAUUAAAUUUUCAAUUGGUUUAUAUAGGUGUCAUUUGCAUUGUUCCAGUUGACGGUACUUAUUAUAUUGGUUAUUUUGCAUUUUAUGCUAAAAAUAAAAUUCUGUAAACGAUUGUACAUUUUGAUUUCAGCUCAGUACUGGUGUAGCUGAAACAUUCAGUGUUUUAGGAUUCAUUGGUCUGAGUACUUGGCACCAAUUUCUUAACAAUUUUUUCGGUGAAUUCAUUAUACAAAAAGUAAGUUGUACCAUUAUAGCCGUUAUAUUUAUUGUAACCGUUAUAUUUAAAUAAAUUUUUCCUAUAUAUAUAUAUAUAUAGUUUACGACUAAUGAUGAAAAUCAGGAAAAAUCAAAUUUUGCUCACUAAAAAGUUCGCUAUUGUUUUUUGUCCGUAACAUCAUAAUAUUCAAUAUGAUUUAAUAUUUCUCCAUAAAACGGAGAAAAUAUCACGUAGACGUAGCUCUUUUUAGUUAUUAAUAUUAGCAAUUAAAUAGGUAUUUGGCAUAGUAUUUUAUGACGUUCUUUGGUGGCAAGCAGAUUAAAAAAUACGUGUCCGUAAAUACACAUUAUACAUUUAUCACUUGAAAGUAUUAAUUUUUUUUUCGGAAUUUUUGUUUACAAUUUAUAAAACAAGUAGCUCUACAAUAUUACAUGACUACAUAAUCCGGAAUUUAAUUUGAUAUCUGCUACUAUAAGAUAUUCCAAUGAUCGUAUCUUUGUGGAUCACUCUGUAUAUUGUAAUUUAAUGUUUUACGUGCAACGGAGAAAAUAUCACGUAGCAAUUUUUUUAUGAUUACUUUCAGCAAUUAAGUGUUGGCACAGCACUGUACAACGUUCCAUGGUGGCAAGCAAAUAAAAAAAUACGUCAGUUACUAACUGCAAUGAUAUCGAGAACUAUUAACCCAACUGUUAUCACAGGUUUUUACUUGUAUAAAUUGAGUCACGAAUCAUUCCUGAAAGUAAGAUUUGUUCAAUGUAUUAUGUUAGUUAGUUUAAUAUUUUUAGAUUUUUUGAUGUUUUUUUUUUUAGAUUCUGAGCGUAUUGUAUAUUGUUUCGGUUUUACUAUGGUUUGUUUUUUUUUAUUUUUAUGUUAUGGAACAACAAAAAUAACAAUAGAUUUUUAUUUGUUAUAUUUUGAAUUUAAUUGUUGCAUUGAGGAGGUCUUUUUUAAUUUUUCAAGUGGUUUUCAUUUUUUAAUUGAAGAAACCAGAAAAAGCGUGGGAUAAUUGACGGAAACAACGAUUUGAUUAUUUUAAAUUUUGUUUUUUGUUGUAAUUUGAUUAAAAAUAUUCAUAUAAACUUGACAUUUUCACAGAAUAACUAUUUUAAUAUAGAGGUAUUUGGUUAAAUCCACAACGAUUUCAGAAUUAAAUAGUUCAUUUUGUUUUUAUAUUGAAUCAACUGGUUAAAUGGUCGAUCAUUACAAUUAUUUAUAAAAAUAUUAAUUAAUAUGUUUAUUUAUUGUUUUUUUAGUUUGUAAAAGCAUUAUAUACAUACUACAUGGUGUUGAGACGAGUCAACGGAUAAAACACACAAAUACUUGAGUUCAAGUUCGAGUUAUAUAUGAUUAAAAAUAAUGUGUAGGUGUUUGAAAGCAUGAAAAUUCCUUUCAAAUCAAUAUACUAAUUAUUUCAUAUAAUCUUGUGGUCCAAAUUUUAAGUUCAUAAAUAGUAUAAAUAUGCUGUGUACUAGU